This is a messenger RNA of Silurus meridionalis, 798 nucleotides long. It is a transcript of the gene dpm2, whose product is annotated as dolichyl-phosphate mannosyltransferase subunit 2, regulatory. Gene Ontology annotation, cellular component: dolichol-phosphate-mannose synthase complex; endoplasmic reticulum membrane. Gene Ontology annotation, biological process: GPI anchor biosynthetic process. The record is from RefSeq and is a predicted model, not a curated record. NCBI's taxonomy places the organism in Eukaryota, Metazoa, Chordata, Actinopteri, Siluriformes, Siluridae. Gene Ontology annotation, molecular function: enzyme regulator activity. Bases 92 to 343 code for a protein of 83 amino acids. The transcript has 4 exons.
AAAAACUACGUUGCUAUUGUUCACGCUUCUCGUGGACCGGAAACCGGAAGUCUAAAAACCAGGAAGUAGUUCAGACAGAGACGCGUUCGACAUGGCAACUGGUGCAGAUCAAGCUGUGGGUUUGGGCCUUGUUGGCUUCAGUCUGUUACUCUUCACAUACUACACCAUAUGGGUUAUAGUUCUGCCAUUUGUCGACAUCGAUCACGUAAUUCACAGUUAUUUUCUCCCUCGUGAGUACUCGGUCAUACUUCCUGGCAUCGCAGCACUGAUCCUCUUACUUUGCGUUGGUACCUUCAUAGGAAUAGUAACUUGGAAGAAUCGCAAAUCAAAGAAGGACAACUAGGACUCUCCAUUCUCUGUUAUUCAACUGCCUGAGAAAAGAACGUGAUGAAAACUCAACCUUGCCUUGUACCAGCUCCUGUAUACAUCACUGUUCUCAGAAGCUUCCUGGCUUUAGCCCUGAAGAAAUGACUAUUGAGUGUAAAGGUGCCCAUUAGAGACCAAGGGUAAAAAUGCUCACUCAUUAAUGCAUCAAUGGAAAUUCGUCAUUUCGGUGACGUGAAAAUAUAAAAGCGUUACUGUACUAUCUGCUGGUACAUUGUAUACAGUCGAUAUAUUCAGUAACCGCUAAAACAUGCAUUUUUGCAGUCCUGUUAGACUGUAAAUAGACAUAAAUGUAUGCUAUUAAAAAUAUAAAAAUGCACAACAUGCUCAUCGGUGGCAGGUGGGCUGUAAAUGUGAGAAGGUACACUAGUUUGGGUUGGUUUUUUUGUACACUGCAAUAAAUAAUUAUGUAGA